This is a messenger RNA of Penicillium samsonianum, 1845 nucleotides long. Its product is annotated as Glycoside hydrolase family 32. Gene Ontology annotation, biological process: sucrose catabolic process. The transcript has 4 exons. NCBI's taxonomy places the organism in Eukaryota, Fungi, Ascomycota, Eurotiomycetes, Eurotiales, Aspergillaceae. The record is from RefSeq and is a predicted model, not a curated record. Bases 1 to 1845 code for a protein of 614 amino acids. Gene Ontology annotation, molecular function: sucrose alpha-glucosidase activity.
AUGCCCCACCCCCAAAUAAAUCUCGCGGAUCUACCCGCACUCCCUUUGUCUGAGACCUGGAGGCCACAUACCCACGUUCUCCCACCCGACGGCCAGAUCGGCGACCCAUGCGCGCACUACAAUGAUCCCGAGACAGGGCUUUUCUACGUCGGGUUUCUCCACAAUGGUACCGGUAUUGCCAGUGUCCUGACAAAUGAUCUUGUCUAUUAUUACGAUGUGAGACCUAAUGGCAACUAUUCAAUCGUCGCUGGCGGUCCCAAUGACCCCCUUGCUGUUUUUGAUGGUUCUGUCAUUCCCAGUGGAGUUGACGGAAAACCGACACUUUUAUACACCUCUGUCUCGGCAUUGCCGAUCCACUGGACGCUUCCUUACACCCGAGGAACUGAAUCGCAAUCUCUGGCGGUCACCUAUGACGGGCGAAAGAACUUCACCAAGCUGGAAAUGCCGCCUUUUAUUCCUGAGCCUCCAGCAGGCGUGGAUGUAACGGGUUUCCGCGACCCCUACGUUUUCCAAAAUGGGGAGUUCGAUCGAUCUCUGGACAAUGCCGCAGGUACUUGGUACACAAUCAUCUCAGGUGGCAUUCAUGAUGUCGGACCUGGCAUAUUCCUGUACCAGAACACGAGCCCCGACUUCAAGAUUUGGGUGUAUCUUGGAGAGUGGUUCCACAAGCCUGCCAAUUCAACAUGGGGAAGUCGUGACUGGUCUAAGACUUUUGGAUACAAUUUCGAGACUAGCAACGUCUUCGAUCUCACUAGAGAGGGAUACAGCUACAACGGCAGUGCUUUCAUGACCAUUGCGGCGGAGAGCUCUUAUGAACCCAUCCAGGACUCAGUCUCCUCACUGCACGCCCAGCUUUGGGCAGCAGGUGCAAUUGCAACCCCCGAGGGUGAAAACGUAACAUUCAUCCCUGAUAUGGUUGGUGUCUUCGACUGGGGCUUGGCAUCCUAUGCAGCAGUGGGCAAAGUCCUACCCAAAUCUUCCCAUGCGUCUACCGCCAGUGGUGCCCCAGACCGUUUCAUUAGCUGUAGGAAUUGUGGGCUUCCCGACCGAGCAACAAGGAUGGAAAAACACCUUGUUGACUUCGCGCGAGUUGUGCAUCAAAUCCAUCCCUACGUUGUCAACAACGAUCUUGUGCAGGAGACUGGCUCAUGGCGUGUGGCCGCUAGAUCUGCCUCAACCGAGAAGUGCGUUGAACUCGAGACACUCGGAAUUGACAUUGCGCGUGAGACCUACGGCGCUAUGACUUCUGCCCCUGCCUUCAGGGAACCUGCCCGUACAACUAGCAGUGAAGGUGUCAUUUCAUUCGGUCGCUCCCCCAAAAGCAGGUUCUUCAUUCUCGAGGCUGAGAUCUCCUUUGAUGCAGGCCGCUUCCAGAUUCUGGCAUCCGAGUUUGAGUCGACCACCAUUUACUAUCAGUUCUCUAACAAGUCCAUCAUGAUUGAUCGUUCACAAACAAGUGCCGCUGGAAGCACGACCACUGGUAUUGAUGCGUCACCGGAAUCUGGCCGUCUUCGUCUAUUUGACAUCAACGAAAGUUGUGGCACCCACGGCGGUGAAGAUCACUCAACUAACUGCAAGUCCAACCCUGCGGCGGGAAGCGAUGCCUACACUUCUCAAUCGGGUGGAGUUGACGCAGCGCACAUUGAGACUCUCAGCCUGACCAUGUGGUGGACAACUCUGUCCUUGAGCUUUAUGCCAACUAUCGCUUUAUGCUGUCUACCUGGCCCCUGGUACCAAAAUUCGACCGAGAUUCGCUUCUUCCAAAAUGGGGAGGGUGAAGCAUCUUACAGCAACAUCCGCGUUGCUGAUGGGCUGUAUGAUGCUUACCCGGACAGACUUCAGUGA